Messenger RNA from Rosa chinensis, 1381 nucleotides. RefSeq names its product leucine-rich repeat extensin-like protein 3. The record is from RefSeq and is a predicted model, not a curated record. The transcript is spliced from 7 exons. Bases 54 to 1010 code for a protein of 318 amino acids. NCBI's taxonomy places the organism in Eukaryota, Viridiplantae, Streptophyta, Magnoliopsida, Rosales, Rosaceae.
AUACUAUAAAAAAAGGUCUCGACCUUUUUUUUGUAACAGAGAUCACGUUUCACAUGUCAUAUUAUCAAUUUCCAACCCAGUCUUCUUCGUCUUCGUCUCCUUACUCCUCUUUUCCCAUGUCGACUUCUGGUAUUCAAGGCCAGCUUCUUGAGGUCACUGUUGUUGGGUGCAAUAAGUUGAAAGAUACAGAAUGGAUUUCGCGGCAAGAUCCCUACGUUUGUGUUGAAUAUGCUAACUCCAAGCACAGAACAAGAACGCAUACUGGUUCAAAUCCGAAUUUGGACUCGAACUGGACUGAAAGCCAUGUUGAUUUUAAUGGUGUAGACGGAGGUAGAAACCCUACAUUCCAAGAGAAGUUCGUGAUUCCUCUAAUUGAAGGGCUUAGGGAGAUGAAUGUUGCUGUCUGGAACAGCAACAGUGUCACAUAUGACGACUUUAUUGGCGAGGGAAAAGUACACCUUCAGAAGGUUCUGUCUCAGGGUUACGAUGAUGGUACUUGGCCACUUCAGACUAAAACGGGCAGAUAUGCUGGAGAAGUGCGGCUUAUAAUGCAUUACUCGAAGCCUGAUAUAAGUGCAAAGCCUAAUAAACUGGCAGCAGGCUAUGCCCCAUCUGCACCACCUUAUGGAGCACCACCUGCACCGCAAGCUCAUAUGUACUCAACUCCCCCUCCAGCAUCUGCGUAUGCACCACCACCUCAAAUGUAUGCACCACCUCCACCAGCAGCUUACCCAGCUCCAGCUCCAUCUCCCUAUCCUUCGUAUUCACCUACUCCUUCAUAUCCACCCAAUCCAGCACCAGCUGCGUAUCCACCUAAUCCCGCACCAGGAGGAUAUCCACCAUCCCCGUACGGUGCCCCUCCACCAGCUGCAUAUCCUCCUGCACCAUACCCACCAUCUUCAACUUAUCCUCCUCCUCCAUCAUCUACAUAUCCACCACCUCCACAAGCCUCAUCGUUUUACCCUCCACCUCAAGGUCCGUAUGGAGUAUAUCCACCACCACCAUACUGAGAUAGAGCUCCCAGAUACCCAAGUGAAGAAGCAACUGUGAAGAUGUAGUGAUAGCUAGCUAAUCAUGUAUAGCUUCUCAUAGAGAGGUCGUUGUUUAGGCCAUUGAAUUUUAUGUUUCAUUGCAAAUAUGCGCACUUUCUUUUAAUGGAUGAAAGAAAGGUUUGAAAUGGAUGAAUCUGUUUUAGUUCCCCUUUGCCUUUUUUCUUCUAAUGUGAUGUGAGGUUUAUAGUAUUGAGGUUGCUGGGAUUAGCACCAGAGCAUUCUAGUCAAGGCUUCUAGGAUGCGCGUCAUAUUUGUUUUCUGCUAGAGUUUGAACAAGAUUGUACCUGAAAUUUUGUAUAUCAAUAUUUUUAAAAGGUUGAAUUAUCAAA